AUGAGCAAGACAACCGGAUUUGCGCAGGGACAGGAUUGGGAGACGGCUGGAUGGGGAAGUCGCGCUCCUCCCCGCGGUGCUGCUAAGCAGGCGGCGCUUAACAGCGCGCGGCGAGCUGGCAACGUUAUCACCGAAGCUAAACACAAUGCUGGAACAAAUAAGGGUGCGCACAGUGCUGCUAAUGUUAACAUGCGCAAGCUGGAGGAAGACACGGAAAAUUUUAAACACGAUGCUGUUGACCGCAGCUUGUCACAGGCGUUGAUGAAGGCGCGCAUGGAGAAGAAAUUGAAUCAAAAACAGCUUGGCACUCUUAUCAAUGAGAAACCUCAAGUCAUAGCUGAUUACGAGUCAGGCCGCGCCAUUCCAAAUGGUCAGAUUAUUUCAAAGCUGAAUCGAGCACUAGGUGUACAGCUACCACGCGGCUCGAAGAAGAAAUAA
Plasmopara halstedii is the source of this 438-nucleotide messenger RNA. Its product is annotated as multiprotein bridging factor 1. Gene Ontology annotation, cellular component: nucleus. Gene Ontology annotation, molecular function: DNA binding. The record is from RefSeq and is a predicted model, not a curated record. Lineage: Eukaryota; Oomycota; Peronosporomycetes; Peronosporales; Peronosporaceae. Bases 1 to 438 code for a protein of 145 amino acids. The transcript is spliced from 2 exons.